Molecule: messenger RNA, 9378 nt
Organism: Malaclemys terrapin pileata
Lineage: Eukaryota; Metazoa; Chordata; Testudines; Emydidae
Gene: LRP4
Product: LDL receptor related protein 4
Exons: 38
Coding region: 59-5923 (1954 amino acids)
Molecular function (GO): calcium ion binding; protein binding
Source: RefSeq, a predicted model, not a curated record
GGAGAAAACUGCACGAGCUAAUGCACCCUAGACACUGAGCCACCCCCAGCUCUGGUGCAUGGUCCCAGCGGAGCUCGGCCGGUCGGGGCUGCAGCGAGCGCCCAGCCCGUCGGAGGAGCGGCCGCUGCUGCGGAGCGACCCGGAGAACUUUCUGUGCCCCAGAGCCCGGUGCAGGGCUGGAGCUGCGGCGGGGGCUGCCAGCAUGAGGCGGCUCGGGGGCUCCCUCCUGCCGCUGUUGCUGGGAGCCCUGCUCUGCGUCCGAGGUGUAACAAGCAGCACUGACUGUUCCUGUGGACGCAAUCACUUUACUUGUGCAGUCAGUGCCUUUGGCGAGUGCACGUGCAUCCCGGCUCAGUGGCAAUGUGAUGGUGACAAUGACUGUGGGGACCAUAGUGAUGAAGAUGGCUGCAUGCUGCCUACUUGCUCGCCCUUGGAUUUCCACUGUGACAAUGGGAAGUGCAUCCGUCGCUCCUGGGUCUGUGAUGGAGACAAUGACUGUGAAGAUGAUUCUGAUGAACAGGACUGCCCACCACGGGAAUGCGAGGAGGAUGAGUUCUCGUGUCAGAAUGGAUAUUGCAUCCGCAGCCUGUGGCACUGUGACGGUGACAAUGACUGUGGUGACAACAGCGAUGAGCAGUGUGACAUGAGGAAAUGUUCAGAGAAGGAAUUCCGCUGCAGUGAUGGCAGCUGCAUAGCCGAGCACUGGUUCUGUGAUGGCGAUACAGACUGCAAGGAUGGCUCGGAUGAGGAGAACUGCCCAUCAGAUGUUCCAGCCACAACCUGUAGCCUGGAGGAGUUCCAGUGUGCCUAUGGACGCUGCAUUCUGGACAUCUACCAUUGUGAUGGAGACGAUGACUGCGGGGACUGGUCUGAUGAGUCCGACUGCUCAUCUCACCAGCCGUGCCGCUCCGGGGAAUUCAUGUGCAACAGCGGCUUGUGUAUCAAUGCAGGCUGGCGGUGUGAUGGCGACUUUGAUUGUGAUGACCAGUCAGAUGAGAAGAACUGCACCACAUCCAUGUGCACAGCUGACCAAUUCCGCUGUAAAUCUGGGCGCUGUGUCCGUCUGUCAUGGCGUUGUGAUGGAGAGGAUGACUGUUCUGACAACAGUGAUGAGGAGAGCUGUGAGAACACAGGGAGUCCCCAGUGUGCCCCUGACCAGUUCCUUUGUGGGAACGGGCGCUGUAUUGGCCAGAGGAAGCUGUGCAACGGUGUGAACGACUGUGGAGAUGGCAGCGACGAGAGUCCCCACCAAAACUGCCGUCCACGGACAGGUGAGGAGAACUGCAAUCUCAACAAUGGGGGCUGUGCCCAGAAGUGCCAGAUGGUGCGAGGGACGGUGCAGUGCACCUGCCACACAGGUUACAGGCUGCUGGAGGACGGCCGAUCAUGUCAAGAUGUGAAUGAAUGUGCUGAGGAGGGUUACUGCAGCCAGGGCUGCACCAACAGUGAGGGUGGCUUCCAGUGCUGGUGUGAGCAAGGCUAUGAGCUUCGCCCGGACAAGCGCAGCUGCAAAGCUCUGGGGCCAGAGCCAGUGCUGCUCUUUGCCAAUCGGAUUGACAUCCGGCAGGUGCUGCCUCAUCGCUCGGAGUACACCUUGCUCCUGAACAACCUGGAGAAUGCCAUUGCCCUUGAUUUCCACCACAGCAAGGAGCUAGUGUUCUGGUCUGAUGUCACACUGGACCGCAUCAUGAGGGCCAACCUCAAUGGCAGCAACGUAGAGGAGGUGGUGUCCACAGGGCUGGAGAGCCCAGGUGGACUUGCCAUUGACUGGAUCCAUGACAAGCUGUACUGGACAGACUCCGGGACGUCUCGGAUUGAAGUGGCGAAUCUGGAUGGCACGCACAGAAAGGUGCUUCUGUGGGAGAACCUGGAGAAACCACGAGCAAUUGCGCUCCACCCCAUGGAGGGCACCAUCUACUGGACAGAUUGGGGCAACACACCUCGCAUUGAAUACUCCAGCAUGGAUGGCUCCAAUCGACGCAUCAUUGCUGAUACGCACCUCUUCUGGCCCAACGGGCUGACCAUUGACUAUGCUGGGCACCGGAUGUACUGGGUGGACGCCAAGCACCAUGUCAUUGAGAGGGCUGACUUGGAUGGGCGGAACAGGAAGGCUGUUAUCAGCCAAGGCCUCCCACACCCCUUUGCUAUCACAGUGUUUGAGGAUAGCCUGUACUGGACGGACUGGCACACCAAGAGCAUCAAUAGUGCCAACAAAUUCACCGGCAAGAACCAGGAGAUCAUCCGCAACAAGCUCCACUUCCCCAUGGAUAUCCACACACUGCACCCUCAGCGCCAGCCAGCAGCAGGGAAAAACCGCUGUGGGGCCAACAAUGGGGGCUGCACUCACCUGUGCUUGCCAAACAGCAAGGAUUACACCUGUGCCUGCCCCACAGGCUUCCGCAAGACCAGCAGCCACACCUGCGCUCAGAGUCUUGACAAGUUCCUGCUUUUUGCCCGAAGGAUGGACAUCCGUCGGAUCAGCUUCGACACAGAAGACCUGUCAGAUGAUGUCAUCCCCCUGGCUGAUGUGCGCAGUGCUGUGGCUCUGGACUGGGACUCCAAGGAUGACUAUGUCUACUGGACAGAUGUCAGCACCGACUCCAUUAGCAGAGCAAAAUGGGAUGGAUCAGGCCAGAAGGUUGUGGUGGAUACCAGCUUGGAAAGCCCAGCUGGACUGGCUAUCGAUUGGGUCACCAACAAGCUGUAUUGGACUGAUGCAGGAACAGACCGGAUAGAGGUCUCCAACACAGAUGGGACCAUGAGGACUGUACUGAUCUGGGAGAACCUAGAUAGACCACGAGAUAUUGUGGUGGAUCCUGUUGGAGGGUUCAUGUACUGGACUGAUUGGGGAGUCAGCCCGAAGAUUGAGCGUGCUGGUAUGGAUGCCUCCAGCCGCCUGGUGAUCAUCUCCUCCAAUCUGACUUGGCCCAACGGGCUGGCCAUUGACUACGAGUCUCAGCGCCUGUAUUGGGCGGAUGCUGGCAUGAAGACCAUUGAGUAUGCCAACCUGGAUGGCAGUGAGAGAAAGGUGCUGAUUGGAAGCAAUCUGCCCCACCCAUUUGGCCUUACUCUUUAUGGUGAGCGGAUCUACUGGACAGACUGGCAAGCCAAGAGCAUCCAGAGUGCAGACAGAAGGACGGGGCAGGCUCGUGAAACACUGCAGGAUAACUUGGAGAACCUCAUGGACAUCCAUGUUUUCCACCGGCACAGACCUACAGUACGCACAGCAUGUGGAGUUAAUAAUGGUGGCUGCAGCCACCUGUGCCUCCUGGCUCCUCUCCCUAAAGGUUAUAGCUGUACCUGCCCCACUGGUAUCAACCUCCAAGCUGAUGGCAAGACCUGCUCAUCUGGGAUGACCAGCUUCCUGAUCUUUGCCAGAAGGACGGACAUCCGCAUGGUCUCCUUGGAUAUCCCAUAUUUUGCAGACGUCGUUGUCUCAGUCAAUGUCACUAUGAAAAACACCAUUGCCAUUGGAGUGGAUCCCCAGGAAGGAAAGGUUUACUGGUCAGAUAGCACGAUGCGGAAAAUCAGCAGGGCUGCCCUGGAUGGCUCACAGUAUGAGGACAUCAUCACCACAGGUCUGCUGACCACAGAUGGGCUGGCAGUGGAUGCUAUUGGCCGCAAGGUAUAUUGGACAGACACGGGAACCAAUCGGAUUGAAGUGGGCAACCUGGAUGGAUCAAUGAGGAAGGUUUUGGUUUGGCAGAACUUGGACAGCCCAAGAGCAAUUGCAUUGUAUCACGAGAUGGGAUACAUGUACUGGACAGAUUGGGGUGAGAAUGCCAAGCUGGAGCGCUCUGGCAUGGAUGGCUCAGGACGCCUGGUGCUGAUCAGCAACAACCUGGGCUGGCCCAAUGGGCUGGCAGUGGAUAAGGCUGGAUCGCAGCUGCUGUGGGCUGAUGCGCACACAGAGCGCAUUGAGGCUGCAGACCUAAAUGGUGCAAACCGCCACACCCUGCUAUCCCCAGUGCAGCAUCCCUAUGGUCUCACCCUACUGGACUCAUACAUCUACUGGACUGACUGGCAAACCCGCAGCAUUCACAGGGCUGACAAGGACACCGGUGCCAACGUCAUCCUGGUGAGGGCAAACCUGCCCGGCCUGAUGGACAUUCAAGCUGUUGACAGGACACGGCAGCUUGGCUUUAACAAGUGCAGCAUAAGGAAUGGUGGCUGCUCCCACCUCUGCCUGCCCCACCCUGCUGGCUUCUCCUGUGCCUGCCCCACCGGCAUCCAGCUGAAGAGCGAUGAGCAGACCUGUGACCCCUCUCCAGAGACCUAUCUGCUCUUCUCCAGCCGUGGCUCUAUCCGACGCAUCUCACUGGACACAAAUGAUCACACUGAUGUGCAUGUCCCUGUCCCAGAGCUGAACAAUGUCAUCUCUCUGGACUAUGACAGUGUGGACGGCAAGAUUUACUACACAGAUGUCUUCCUUGAUGUCAUCAGGCGGGCAGACCUGAACGGCAGCAGCAUGGAGACGGUCAUUGGUCACGGGCUGAAGACCACGGAUGGCUUGGCAGUGGACUGGGUUGCCAGGAACCUGUACUGGACGGAUACAGGUCGCAACACCAUUGAAGUGGCCAGACUGGAUGGUAGCUGCAGAAAAGUGCUUAUUAAUAACAGCCUGGACGAACCCCGAGCAAUUGCUGCCUUUCCCAAGAAGGGGUACCUCUUCUGGACGGACUGGGGUCACAUCGCUAAAAUUGAGCGGGCAAACUUGGAUGGCUCUGAGCGCAAAAUUCUAAUCAACACCGACCUGGGCUGGCCCAAUGGACUGACAUUAGACUAUGAUACUAGAAGGAUUUACUGGGUGGAUGCGCAUCUUGACCGUAUCGAGAGUGCUGAUCUCAAUGGGAAGCUACGCCAGGUGCUGGUCAGCCAGGUGUCGCACCCCUUUGCCCUGACACAGCAGGACAGGUGGAUCUACUGGACUGACUGGCAAACCAAAUCUAUCCAGCGAGUGGACAAAUACUCAGGCCGAAACAAGGAGACUGUCCUGGCCAAUGUUGAGGGGCUAAUGGAUAUCAUUGUGGUCUCCCCACAGAGGCAGACAGGUACAAAUUCCUGUGGAGUGAAUAAUGGAGGCUGCACCCAUCUCUGCUUCGCCAGGGUUUCUGACUUUGUUUGUGCAUGUCCAGAUGAACCAGAUGGACGACCCUGCUCCACUGUUCCUGGCAUGGUGCCCCGUGUUCCUGAAACAACCAGCGUGAGCGAGAGGAGCCAGACCUCACCUGGCAGAUCAGGCUCCUCAACGACCAAACCCCACACAUCCCUGGAAGCAACGGAAGGAAACUGCUCUGACAAAGAUGUUGGCCAAGGCCUGUGCAACCGGAAGAAUGAGGCAGUACUGGCAACCACAGGAGAAGGGCUGCAUGUCAGCUACAUUAUUGGAGGCGUCCUCAGUGUCUUGGUCAUUCUGCUGCUUAUUGCUGCUCUAAUUAUAUACAGACACAAGAAGUCUAAGUUCACAGACUCUGGCUUGGGGAACCUGACUUACAGUAACCCGUCAUACCGGACAUCUACCCAAGAGGUGAAGAUUGAAACUAUUCCCAAGCCAACCUUGUACAACCAGCUGUGCUAUAAGAAGGAGGCUGGUCAUGAUCAUUGCUACACCAAGGAAAAGAUCAAGAUUGUGGAAGGGAUAUGCCUCUUGUCCGGUGACGAGUCUGAGUGGGAUGAUAUCAAGCAGAUACGGAGCUCCCGGGGAGGGAUACUCCGGGACCAUGUUUGCAUGAAGACUGACACUGUCUCUAUCCAGGCCAGCUCUGGCUCGCUGGAUGACACCGAAACUGAGCAGCUGCUGCAGGAGGAGCAGUCUGAGUGCAGCAGUGUCAACACGGCAGCAGCCACCCCAGAACGACGCGGCUCACUCCCAGACACAGGCUGGAAACACCAAUGCAAGCCCUCCACGGAGAGUGAGGUCUAAAGCAUGCACUACCUUGGAGAUGCCCAGCUCCUCCCCAGCCCCUGUUCCAUAUGAAUGAGACGGGACUCAUUCUGCCAUGCAGGGAGAAGCCCAGAGACUAGCUUUCGUGUUGCAAGGAGCCCAGAGACUGGCUGCCUUUCAGCAAGGAGCCGGGGCCAGACUGCUCCCUCAUGGCAGGGGGAAAUGGACCUCAGAGACCCUUUUGGCUCAUUCUCACUGUUUUGUGGUUUAUUUAUAUGUUCCCUUUUCCUGGAAGCUGCCAUGAUAACUUCUGCAGUGACCCCUCUGGGCUGAGUCUAAUUCAGAUUAUGUCCCCUCUGGCAAUCAGCGAGUCCUGCACUGUCAAGCUCACAAUUCAUGCCUCUGGGAGAGCAGAGCUUCUCCACUGCCAGCUUCUCAUCAGGCUCAGCACCUCUUGCCCCUGAUUCAUUCAGAGGCCAGCUCUGCUCUCUCUACUUUAGGGAAUUGGUGGAGGGCUGAAAGAGGGGGCAAUGUAGCAGCAGGUCACUUCUAAGGGGAUAAAGAGAGCAACCGCAGCUGCUAUGUUUCUUGUGAUUGAUGUCAUUAGAAUGUCACUGCCACUUCCCCCACUUUCUGGCUCAUCUCUACAGGAGUGAUGAAGCUUGGUGCUGGAGCACUGUGUCUGUUGCUGGCAAUGGACGCUGCUCCUAUUCAGCUGGGUGCUAUCACCCACUUCAAAAAGUAACUGAAUCAGAUAGGACUCUCCUAACUGCUUUCAGUGUAUAUUGGAGUUAGAGCUGCCAGAUCAGGGGAUAGAGUAUAUUUUUACUGCUCUUAGCUCCACAGGCCUACUGAGAGGAAACUCAGCUCAGAGGGAGAGAGUCUGGAGUCUAUUCCUUCUUUUACAUCAUCAACAAAACUGUUCAUAAAGUUCCAAUCAGAAGGCCAGCCAGUUACACUUGUGCAAGCCUAUGGAAGGCCAUGGGGCUGACUAGAUGUCACUGAGGGUCUGUUAUGGCUGGUAGAACCUUUUAUUACUAGUGAUGUGUGAAAUGGGAUGACUGGGGAAACUGUUCUAUUAGUAAACUGAGCCCAUUUGACAUGGAAUCAGAGAAAAUAACUAUGGAGCUCUAGGGGCCUUUUUUGAAUAGUCACUUAUCAACUAGAGCAGUGGCUCUCAAACUUUUUUACUGGUGACCCCUUUCACAUAGCAAGCCUCUGAGUGUAGACCCCCCCCCUUAUAAAUUAAAAACACUUUUUAUAUAUUUAACACCAUUAUAAAUGCUGGAGGCAAAGCGGGGUUUGGGGUGGAGGUUGACAGCUUGCAACCCCCCAUGUAAUAACUUCGUGACCCCCCCCCCCGAGGGGUCCCGACCCCCCGUUUGAGAACCUCUGAACUAGAGCUGUGCUUUAAGCUCCAUUUUUUUUUACUGGCAAAUAAUUCUUGCAGCAGUCUAUGUUCUUCCCCUCAGCUGUAUGAGGAUACAAUUCUAUUCUGGCUUUGCAGCCUAUGAGGCCUUUCCCUUAUAUCUGGCUCCUAUACACAGUGCAUGGUUGGUUUCCUGCUGGGCCCUGGUAACUUUGGGGUGUGUUUGGGCCUGGGUGCUGAGGGGUGUCCCAGGCAUGACAUAGGCAAUAGACACUCACAUGGAAUAGGGCUCAGGGGAAUCCACAGAUAAACCACAUACGAACUGCAAAUCCUCAUUUUUUAGGAGGGAAGGAGAGAGCAGGGAAGGCAGGGUGUGGAAAACCCACACACCUAAUUAUUUGAGCUUCAAGAGAGACAUCCCUGGCAGCAUUUGAAGCUCUAGUGCUCUCUUGACUUGCCACAUCUAAAGGAAAAAAACUUCUCCCCCUUCCAAAAGAGGGUUUAGUCCCUACAUUUCAUUCAUAGGAAUUUUAUCCAAGGUAAAAAAUGAAAUCCCAAGCCAGAUGUUUGGAAACAGAACUGUCCCAAGGAAGGAUCCCUUGUGACAAUCCCAGCCUUGCCUCCUGCUGUGGAAAGGCCAUGUGCAUUCCCAUCCAUGGGGUAGGGAGGACCCAGCUGGCGCAGGGGUGCUGCAUGGAGUGGUGAUUUGGAUGGGAUACCCAGGCAAUAUUUUUUCAUCUAGUGAACAGAGGAGAGUCCCUCCUACUUCUGUUUAGCCUUGCUCAAAUCCCAGAAACCCUGGUACUGCCCAGAGAAAAUGGCAGUUACCAGCAAGCUCGCAAUACUACUUAUACCCAGAGAUACCUCUACAGUUAAGGCAGGGAAGGUUCAUCUUAAAUUUGUAAGCCAGGCCUGAAACUCCAUCUAUAACUUGCACUAUUAGCCUGUCUGGUGUGUACUCAUGUGGGAAGUGAGUUAGGGCUGGGGCUUGAGAAUUUCCAUGUUAAUAUGGGACUCUUUCCUGUUCCCAGAGUGAAUAUUUUAAUGUAUUUGAUUGGCUCCAGACUAGGAGUUGUUGGUCCAGAUGCUACUUUUGCUUUGUGUGGUACUAGCUGCAGAUACACUUUGGGACAGAGGCUCCAAGGUCUGGAUUCACGGGGGAGAAAGAGCAGCAGGAGCCAGAGCUUUGCCAUCUCACUGACAUGGAUUUGGGCUAGCCAGGCUGCAUCACACAGGGGCAAGAGCAAGGGCUCAAGUGUUGGAGGAAGACCACAGUUAGGAGGGAGCCUGUGUGUAGGGGUUAGGGAGGGCAGUAGAAGUAGGGUAGGGAACUAGCCUGUGUUGGAAAAGGCUCUAACAUCCUGGGAGAACAGCCCUACCUCUCUUCUCCCCUGAUGAGCUUUGUGAAUGCAUCACUCUGCACUGCACAUUAAACAGCCAGGUGUGUGGGGAAGAGGGACUGGAAACAUCCACCCAUUCCUCUCAGUGGGGACUCAAUGGACCUAUGGAAAUAAUAGCUGCUUGAGUUGAGAGUGCAGAAUAGAAGGAAAAGCAGUCUUUCUAACAGCUACUGGUGUUCAAACUCUGCCUGAAACUAUGCACAUUCCUAUUCCUAGGAAGGAAACCUGUACAUUCCAGCCCCAAGACCAUUCACACAGCUACUCUAAACUUUUCCAUCCCUUCCCCUCCAACCCCGCCAGAGGUCAUAUGUCUGCUACAUUGAGGAGAUGGAGCAGGGAAAUCUCCUACAGCCCUAGUUCCACUACUGAUGUGAGCAGACAUAAGAUUCCCCAAUGUGAGCAAACAGCCCUUGUGAGAUGCUGCCUAGGGGGUGCGUUGCAUUUUCCCAUUCUGGGGAGGAAAAGGCCUUAAUUGCUUAAGGGCUAUACAGAAUGUAGAAAGGCCAGAAGUGGGGGAUGAUCUCUUGAGCACUGAUUUACUAUGUAAAAAGCAAACUUCUCUCUCCUGUCUGUCCUGAGCUAAUGGCAGUGAUUUCCCCUGCAUUCUUGUGUAAUGAUUUUAAUGUUACUCACUGGAGAGAUUGGACUUUUCUGGAGUUAUUUAACCACUAUGUUCAGUAUUUUAGGAGUUGAUAAUUUAAUAUAAAUUUAGCUUUUCUUAAUCA